Molecule: messenger RNA, 582 nt
Organism: Alternaria atra
Lineage: Eukaryota; Fungi; Ascomycota; Dothideomycetes; Pleosporales; Pleosporaceae
Exons: 3
Coding region: 1-582 (193 amino acids)
Source: RefSeq, a predicted model, not a curated record
AUGAUCUCCUUGAAACUCCUCAAUCUUUUUACCUUGGCCCUACUCCCUCUGUCCUUUGCAGCUCCAGCUCCAGCUCCAGCUCCUGAGCCCCUUUCAGCCGCUACUGCCGCAAUUCAAUGGAUACCGAUCGACUUUGAUGGCAAGACACUCUAUCUCAACAGCGCAGCAGUGGCCGUAUCUGCCAACCCCGCUGAGGGGGCGAAACUAGCUCUUCUUAACGGCAAUGCCCCUGACUCUGACACCUGUGAUGGCACCACUCUCGACCCCCAUCCUGCUCCUUUCGCCAACACCGCAGACUGUGCGGUGAUCCGUGACUGGACCCGCUCUCAGAACACCUACUGGGGCGUUUGGAACAACACUCCCGACACACACAGCGUCUUGUACUACGGCACCUGUGUCUUCGAAGCAGGCACCCGGAACAUCCAGACAACCUGGAUUGGCUCUUCGAACAUCGCGGACAUCACUGAACUUGCCCUCAAUAGGUGGCAGUCUGGUGGUGUCGUUGCCUCUCAGGGACAGACAGAAUGCGACAACAACGGCUUCGGAACAUCAACUGUCAGGUGGACUAUCAAGCAUUCUUAA